Molecule: messenger RNA, 1791 nt
Organism: Macadamia integrifolia
Lineage: Eukaryota; Viridiplantae; Streptophyta; Magnoliopsida; Proteales; Proteaceae
Product: probable N-succinyldiaminopimelate aminotransferase DapC
Exons: 2
Coding region: 201-1589 (462 amino acids)
Biological process (GO): biosynthetic process
Cellular component (GO): cytoplasm
Molecular function (GO): L-kynurenine:2-oxoglutarate transaminase activity; pyridoxal phosphate binding
Source: RefSeq, a predicted model, not a curated record
UUUCUCUUUCUGGUAAAAUAGCCGUGUAAGUGUCCCGGCUUUUCUUCUUUCUCCUUCGAUCCAGAAUAGCGGCCAAGUUCACUGAUACCCACUUGACUGCUGAUUCUCCGAGCCGUCACAGACCGAACCCACUAUCUUUCUCCAUCUUUGGUAUCUUAUUUGGAGCUUUGCUUUAUAAAUAGAAGCUUUAAUCUACCGUAAUGCAACUACAAGUUCAUCCUCCAUGGAAUUUGAGAAGGAAUGAAACGCUAAGCCCUUUCAGGUUCGGAUCAUCGCCAACUCCGCUACUUACCUUUUUGAGAAGGUUAACUAAGAGUGAUAGCAAAAGGAGGAUCAGUAUCAAAUACCAUUCUACAAUGGCGACAGCAUCAAAUGUACAGACAGAGACAGACAAGAAGGCUGAAUCAACCCAGAAGACCAAUUACCCCCCAGUACAGGUUGCAAAGCGCUUGGAGAAGUUCAAGACCACAAUAUUCACACAAAUGAGUAUGCUUGCCAUCAAACAUGGGGCAAUUAACCUUGGCCAAGGUUUCCCCAAUUUUGAUGGCCCUGACUUUGUUAAAGAAGCAGCCAUUCGAGCUAUUAGAGAGGGCAAAAACCAGUAUGCUAGGGGAUAUGGUGUCCCUGACCUCAAUUCUGCUGUGGCUGCCAGGUUCAGGAAAGAUACUGGAUUGGAGGUAGACCCUGAAAAAGAAGUCACUGUUACCUCUGGAUGCACUGAAGCAAUUGCCGCCUCCAUGUUAGGCUUGAUAAAUCCUGGUGAUGAGGUGGUAGUCUUUGCUCCAUUUUAUGAUUCUUAUGAAGCCACACUUUCAAUGGCUGGAGCCAAAAUGAAAUCCAUCACCCUCCGGCCGCCAGAUUUCUCAAUCCCAAUAAAUGAGCUCAAGUCUGCUAUUUCAAAGAACACUCGGGCAAUACUUAUGAACACUCCUCAUAAUCCCACUGGUAAAAUGUUCAGUAGGGAAGAGCUCAAUGUAAUUGCAUUUCUUUGCAUAGAGAAUGAUGUGUUGGUCUUUUCUGAUGAAGUUUACGACAAGUUGGCAUUUGAAGCUGAACAUAUUUCUAUUGCUUCACUUCCGGGUAUGUAUGAGAGGACUGUGACCAUGAACUCUCUAGGCAAGACUUACUCCUUGACAGGAUGGAAGAUUGGGUGGGCAAUAGCUCCACCACAUCUGACAUGGGGAGUCAGGCAGGCACACUCAUAUCUCACCUUUGCCACCUCUACUCCAAUGCAAUGGGCAGCUGCAGAAGCUCUUCAAACUUCAGAUUCAUACUAUGAAGAACUAAAAAGGGAUUACAUGGUCAAGAAAGCAAUAUUGGUUGAGGGACUGAAGGCGGUCGGUUUCAUAGUGUACCCAUCAAGUGGGACUUACUUUGUGGUGGUAGAUCACACUCCUUUUGGGUUAGAAAAUGAUGUUGCAUUUUGUGAGUAUCUGAUCAAGGAAGUGGGUGUUGUAGCAAUCCCUACUAGUGUCUUUUACCUCAACCCAGAAGAUGGAAAGAAUCUGGUAAGGUUCACCUUCUGCAAAGAUGAGCAGACUCUUAGGGAUGCAGUUGAUCGGAUGAAAGAGAAGCUGAGAAGAAGAUAAACAGUUUUAUAUGCUUUUUAGGUAUCUGACCUCAAUUUAAAAUAAAAGGAAAAAGAUAUAUUCAACCAUACCUAUGCUGGGAAAUGGUUGAAAGCUGACUAUAUGGGAGAUUGUUAUUUUUUGGUCCUAAUUUUUAUGCUUAAAUAUUUGUCCCAGGAAUUUUCAUUCUCAAAUGGUGGAAUAUAUUUAAUUUUCAUUGUCA